AUGGCUCCCGCUCUCACAGACUCUCUGCCCACGGCGCCUCACAACUUAUCUGCCCCGCUAGACAUCUUCCCCGAUGGCUUGAGGACCACCGGUCAACACCCUCCUCUCUAUGAGCAGAUCCAUCCCUUCGACGAGUUCCCCCGUCAGAUCACCGGCCCCACCGUAUGGGAGGCUGAGGACUACCGCGAAAACCUCGAGAAGUGGACGCACACGUUUACUCCUGACCAGGUAGAGGAGCUGUACACUGCUGCUGAUGCAUUCCUCGCAUCUAAGACCCCUCUGACCGGCAUUUCCAAGAGUAACUUCCGUCUCCCCAAGCUGGCAGACUACCUGGAAACUCUGCGCUUGGACAUCAUCAAUGGCAAGGGUUUCAUUUUGUUCAAGGGCUUCCCCGUCGAGAAAUGGGGCAACCACAAGUCCGCCGUGGCAUACAUGGGCCUGGGCACCUACCUGGGCUACUUUGUCAGCCAGAACAGCCGCGGCCAUGUCCUAGGCCACGUCAAGGAUCUCGGCGAGGACUCGACCCAGAUUGACAAAGUGCGAAUUUACCGGACAAACGCUCGCCAAUUCUUCCACGCGGAUGACUCCGAUAUCGUCGGCCUCCUCUGCAUCCACCGGGCCCUUGAAGGCGGCGAAUCCGACAUCGUCUCCUCCCACAACGUCUACAACACACUCGCUCUCGAACGACCAGACGUCCUAAAAACCCUAACUGAACCAAUCUGGUAUUUCGACCGCAAAGGCGAAACCAGCAGAGGCCAAGAAGAAUUCAUCCGCACAAGCGUCCUAUACCUCGAGCGCGGCGAAAACGGCCGCGUCUACACAAAGUGGGACCCAUACUACGUGCAGUCCUUGAACCGCUUCUCCGACGCCGGAAUCAUUCCGCCCAUGUCCGAUGCCCAGACCGAGGCCGUCCAGGUCCUUGAGGAGACUUGCAACCGCCUGAGUCUGCAUAUGAUUCUGGACGUUGGCGAUAUCCAGUUCUUGGCGAAUUCGCAUGUUCUUCAUGCGCGGACGGCGUAUACGGAUCAUGCGCCUCCGACGCCGAGACGCCAUUUGAUGCGCCUUUGGUUGGCGACUCCUGAGCAUGAGGGUGGUUGGAAGUUGCCCUUCUGGGAUAGUAAUGAGAAGAAGAGGGGUGGGAUUCAGGUUGAUGACCAGCCGCCUGUUGCGCCGCUUGAUGCGGAGUAG
Penicillium cinerascens is the source of this 1188-nucleotide messenger RNA. RefSeq names its product TauD/TfdA family dioxygenase. Gene Ontology annotation, molecular function: oxidoreductase activity. The transcript is spliced from 3 exons. Lineage: Eukaryota; Fungi; Ascomycota; Eurotiomycetes; Eurotiales; Aspergillaceae. The record is from RefSeq and is a predicted model, not a curated record. The coding region runs from base 1 to 1188 and encodes 395 amino acids.